Cimex lectularius (bed bug) is the source of this 2243-nucleotide messenger RNA. RefSeq names its product integrator complex subunit 11 (gene IntS11). Gene Ontology annotation, biological process: snRNA processing. Gene Ontology annotation, cellular component: nucleus. The record is from RefSeq and is a predicted model, not a curated record. The transcript is spliced from 2 exons. Bases 222 to 2015 code for a protein of 597 amino acids. Lineage: Eukaryota; Metazoa; Arthropoda; Insecta; Hemiptera; Cimicidae.
GGAGCUGUGACUUGUGAGUAUGGAUUGAGUCUUGAGAAGUGAACGAGGUGCCGAGCUGGUUACAACUUGUUGUUUUCCAGUUAGCCGUUUAAGAUUUUGACAAUUAAUUAGAAUGUCAGUCUAUUUAUUUGUCCUUGGUGAUAUCCUCAAGCCUUCGCGUCGUAGUUGAAUUAAUUCCUACUUAAAUGUUUAUAUAUUUCGUGUGUUCAUAAUCUGUAGACAUGCCGAAUAUAAGAGUGAUCCCUUUGGGUGCUGGGCAAGACGUCGGCCGUAGCUGCAUCCUGGUUCAAAUAGGAGGAAAGAACGUCAUGUUGGACUGCGGCAUGCACAUGGGCUACAACGACGAGAGGCGAUUCCCGGAUUUCAGUUUCAUAGCGAACGAAGGCCCUGUCACCAGCUUUAUAGACUGUGUCAUUAUAUCCCAUUUUCAUUUGGACCAUUGCGGCGCUCUUCCUUACUUGACGGAAAUGAUCGGCUACACGGGCCCCAUUUACAUGACGCACCCCACAAAGGCGAUCGCACCGAUUCUGCUCGAAGACAUGAGGAAGAUAGCCGUGGAGAAGAAGGGCGAGGGGAACUUCUUCACGUCGCAGAUGAUAAAAGACUGCAUGAAAAAAGUGACUGCUGUCACUCUGCACCAAUCGCUCCUUGUUGACAACCAGUUGGAGAUCAAAGCGUAUUAUGCAGGGCACGUCCUUGGUGCUGCCAUGUUCAAAAUAUCAGUCGGUUCGCAGUCCAUUGUGUACACUGGUGAUUACAACAUGACGCCAGACAGGCAUUUGGGAGCGGCGUGGAUUGACAAGUGUCGCCCGGAUAUUCUCAUCACCGAAUCCACCUAUGCGACAACUAUCCGAGAUUCGAAACGCUGUAGAGAAAGAGACUUCCUUAAAAAAGUUACCGAGUGCAUCGACAGGAACGGUAAAGUGCUCAUUCCGGUUUUCGCCCUCGGGAGAGCUCAGGAACUUUGCAUCCUCUUGGACACACAUUGGGAAAGGAUGAAUUUGAAAACUCCUGUGUACUUUGCCGUUGGAUUGACAGAAAAGGCCAACAACUAUUAUAAAAUGUUCAUCACUUGGACCAACCAGAACAUUAAAAAAACGUUCGUCCAGAGGAAUAUGUUUGAUUUUAAACAUAUUAAGCCCUUUGAUAAAUCGUACGCGGAUACGCCUGGUGCUAUGGUUGUCUUGGCUGCACCCGGGAUGCUUCAUGCAGGUCUGAGCUUGCAGCUUUUCAAAAAAUGGGCCCCGAAUGAGAACAAUAUGGUCAUCAUGCCUGGGUUUUGUGUCGUCGGCACUGUCGGUCACAAAAUUCUAAAUGGGGCGAAACAGAUCGAAUUCGAAAAUAGAAAUUUUGUCGAUGUAAAACUAAGCGUCGAAUACAUGUCUUUCUCAGCCCAUGCAGAUGCUAAAGGGAUUAUGCAGCUCAUAAAUUACUGUGAACCAAAAAAUGUACUUCUUGUUCAUGGCGAAUCCGCAAAAAUGGAAUUCCUCAAAGAGAAAAUCAAGCGAGAAUUUAAUCUCGAUUGUUAUAUGCCUGCGAAUGGCGAAUCAUGCGUGAUAAAUACUCCUUAUCGUAUACCUGUAGACGUAUCUCUCAAUCUUCUGAAAAAAGAGAAUGUAAAGUAUAACAAUCAACCUCCCAAUCCGAAGCGCUCGAGAGUUAUUCACGGAGUACUUGUCAUGAAGGAAUCUUCUUUUUCACUAAUGGAUGUUGACGAGGCUUGUAAAGAGGCUGGUAUCAACCGUCAUAUCAUAAGAUUUACUUCCACGAUUCGACUUGAAGAUCCGAGCCCUCCAUCGAAAACUGCAGAGAAACUGCAUAAACUGUUUCAAGAAAAGUUAAAAGGCUGGAAUAUAAUGUUCACAGACGGUUCGAUUUCCAUAGAAUCCGUCCUUAUUAAAGUCGAAGGUAGUGAAGACGAACAGAAAAACGUGUAUGUUUCAUGGACAAAUCAAGACGAAGAACUUGGAAGUGCAAUACUUGAAAUCCUUCAGUCAAUUGGGCAAGUUUCCUAGCAAUCAACAAAAAUUGGUCAUUCGGACAAACCAAGUAGGCCAACCAAACUUCAUAAAAGAAAAACUCUUAUAGGUGACAUAGAAGUUAUUCCGAUAGUUUCUAAGCCAUAAAUUCCCUUUGUAAAUUUAUUCUUCUUUUUCAAAGAAAUUUUUAUAGUUAAUAAAAGGUAUGAAUCGUGUUUACUUUUAUCUAAAAUCUCAUAUAAAUAAAUCUGUUUAUAGUGUUUA